UAUCCCAGUAUGGCCCAGUUCCACUCCCAGUAUAUCCCAGUAUGGCCCAGUGCCAUUCCCAGUGUUCCCAGUAUAUCCCAGUAUAUCCCAGUAUAUCCCAGUGCCCUCAGUUCCCCUCCCAGUAUAACCAGUAUAACCAGUUCCCACUCCCAGUAUCCCCAUUUUCCUCUCCCAGCACUCCCAGUGCUCCCAGUUCCCCCUCCCAGUAUAUCCCAGUACAUCCCAGUAUAUCCCAGUAUCCCCAGUUUCCAUUCCCAGUGCUCCCAGUAUGGCCCAGUUCCAUUCCCAGUAUCCCCAGUUCCCCUCCCAGUAUAUCCCAGUAUCCCCAGUUUCCAUUCCCAGUGCUCCCAGUAUGGCCCAGUUCCAUUCCCAGUAUCCCCAGUUCCCCUCCCAGUAUAUCCCAGUAUCCAUUCCCAGUGCUCCCAGUAUCCCCAGUUCCCCUCCCAGUAUAUCCCAGUAUCCAUUCCCAGUGCUCCCAGUAUCCCCAGUUCCAUUCCCAGUAUGGCCCAGUGCCCUCAGUUCCCCUCCCAGUAUAACCAGUAUAACCAGUUCCCACUCCCAGUAUCCCCAGUUCCCCUCCCUGUGUAACCCAGUUUGGUCCAGUUGCAUUCCCAGUAUAUCCCAGUAUAUCCCAGUAUAUCCCAGUAUCCAUUCCCAGUGCUCCCAGUAUAUCCCAGUAUAUCCCAGUGCUCCCAGUACCCCCAGUUCCCCUCCCAGUAUAUCCCAGUAUACCCCAGUAUCCCCAAUUUCCAUUCCCAAUAUAUCCCAGUAUCCCCUCCCAGCGCUCCCAGUACCCCCAGUUCCAUUCCCAGCACUCCCAGUAUCCCCAGUUCCCAUCCCAGUACAAACCAGUACAUCCCAGUAUCCCCAGUACCCCCACCCUCCUCACACCCCCUGGCCGCCAGGUGUCGCCCCACCGGAAGUUGCCGCUCCGGCCGCUCCUCUCGCUGCUCCCCACCGGAAGUGGCCGCUCCGGCCGCUCCUCUCGCUGCUCCCCACCGGAAGUGGCCGCUCCGGCUGCUCCUCUCGCUGCUCCCCACCGGAAGUGGCCGCUCUAUCCCCUCCUCUAUGGUUCGCCCCUCCCCUGUCUGAGCCGUGCGUCGCGUGCCCGGAAGCGCGGUGACGUCAUUGUUUGCGGAAGUGCCGGUGCGGAGCCGGGUGUCCCAUGGAGCUGCUGUUCGGGCGCAGGCGCUCCCCGGAGGAGCUGCUCCGGCAGAACCAGCGCGCCCUCGCCCGCGCCGUGCGGGAGCUGGAGCGGGAGCGGCAGAAGCUCGAGGCGCAGGAGAAGAAAAUCAUCGUGGACAUCAAGAAAAUGGCCAAGCAGGGCCAGAUGGACGCGGUGCGGGUGCUGGCCAAGGACCUGGUGCGCACGCGGCGCUACGAGCGCAAGUUCAUCGCCAUGCGCGCCAACGUGCAGGGGGUGGCGCUGCGGGUGCAGACGCUGCGGUCACACAGCGCCAUGGCCAGCGCCAUGCGGGGGGUGACACGGGCCAUGGCCACCAUGAACCGACAGCUGAAGCUGCCCCAGAUCCAGCGCAUCCUGCAGGAGUUCCAGAAGCAGUCGGAGCUCAUGGACAUGAAGGAGGAGCUGAUGAACGACGCCAUCGACGACGCCCUGGGGGACGAGGACGACGAGGACGAGAGUGACGCUGUGGUGUCGCAGGUUCUGGACGAGCUGGGGCUGAACCUGACCGAGGAGCUGGCCACCCUGCCGGCCCCGGGGGGCUCCUUGGCCGCCUCCGAGGCCCGCGGGGGAUCCGAGGCGGCCGCGGCCGCUUUGGGCGACGCCGACGCCGACCUGGAGGAGCGGCUGAAGAACCUGCGGAGGGACUGAGGGGGAGGGAUCCGGAUUUGGGAUCUUCUGGG
Zonotrichia leucophrys gambelii is the source of this 1866-nucleotide messenger RNA. RefSeq names its product charged multivesicular body protein 2A (gene CHMP2A). Gene Ontology annotation, cellular component: ESCRT III complex; multivesicular body. The transcript is spliced from 6 exons. Gene Ontology annotation, biological process: endosome transport via multivesicular body sorting pathway; late endosome to vacuole transport; protein transport. Bases 1166 to 1834 code for a protein of 222 amino acids. NCBI's taxonomy places the organism in Eukaryota, Metazoa, Chordata, Aves, Passeriformes, Passerellidae. The record is from RefSeq and is a predicted model, not a curated record.